Trichomycterus rosablanca is the source of this 2348-nucleotide messenger RNA. RefSeq names its product AT-rich interactive domain 3A (gene arid3a). The record is from RefSeq and is a predicted model, not a curated record. Bases 364 to 2007 code for a protein of 547 amino acids. Gene Ontology annotation, molecular function: DNA binding. Lineage: Eukaryota; Metazoa; Chordata; Actinopteri; Siluriformes; Trichomycteridae. Gene Ontology annotation, cellular component: nucleus. Gene Ontology annotation, biological process: regulation of transcription by RNA polymerase II. The transcript is spliced from 9 exons.
CUGGACGGUACAGCGUACUUAACAAUUUAAUGUUUAAUAAAAGUAGGAUGAACACCUUGUUUUCACGGGGAAAUCAGGAAUGAUUCUUCCGCUUCCCAAGAGUCUGAACAAUCAAACGGAAGCUGAAUUGGCUGUGACCAAGCUGUCUGCAUAUUGUGUUGGGAACCUCAUGCUCUCUGAAUCCUGCUGCUGACAAGUCGAAAAAGCCUGAAAUUCCACCCAAACAUUGGAAUCAAGUUCCCUCAGGUUAAAAAAAAACCCAACUGUUUGUAAGUUCAUUGACUUCAACUUGAUUGGUGCUGCCUUGACAAAGACUGGGUCGAAGGAGGUGAGACUUAAGGCGUGUGUCCUGUUUGCCUGGAGAUGAAGCUGCAGGCAGUAAUGGAGAACUUGCACAGGCAACAACGGGCCAGACUGCUGAUGGAGAUGGAACAGCAGCAGCAGCAACAGCAGCAGGCGGGAACAUUUCCGAGCUCCUCCCCUACAAGCGACGAGUUGAAGCUGAGCGCCGCCUCUGAAACAGAGCAUGCUCAGAUGGCAGCGUUGGCAGCUAUGAGGGCCGUGGCGGCCGGGCUGCAGAGGAGAACGACAGCCGACAGUCCCACGUCAGAGCACAGCAGCAGCGGAGACGAGAACGAAGAGGAUGGAGCGCAAGAGGAGAACGGAGAGGACCACUAUAGGGACAUGAUGGGGUCAGAGGAGGAGGAGCAAAUAAAGCAGAAGUGGGAUGAGGAUGACUUCGAGGGGGAGAUGGAGGAAGACUAUGAUGAUGACAUGGCAGAGGAAGGCCUGCAAAUGGGCCUGGAAUCGGCAACCCCGGGCCGAGGCAUCCUGCUGCUGCCUCAUCGUCAGCAUCACCCUCAGUUUAAACUGCAGAAAGCCCGACCGGGGCUCGAAUCUGAACCACGGGUCUCAAGUUUACCGACGCCUCCUUCUCACAGCCAGCAACUUAGUCAGGACCACACAGACUGGACAUACGAGGAGCAGUUCAGACAGCUUUAUGAACUGGACAGCGACCCGAAGAGGAAAGAGUUCCUGGAUGAUCUGUUCAGCUUCAUGCAAAAAAGAGGGACACCAGUGAACAGGAUCCCCAUCAUGGCCAAGCAGGUGCUGGAUCUGUAUAUGCUAUACAGGCUGGUGACUGAGAAGGGCGGUCUGGUGGAGGUCAUCAAUAAGAAGCUUUGGAGGGAGAUCACCAAGGGUCUGAACCUGCCUACGUCCAUUACCAGCGCUGCUUUUACUCUGAGGACACAAUACAUGAAGUACCUUUACCCCUACGAAUGUGAAAAGCGGGGUCUCAGCAAUCCCAAUGAACUCCAGGCUGCUAUAGACAGUAACAAACGGGAGGGACGACGCCAACCCUUCGGCAGCUCUAUGUUCCCCUACUCGCCUAACGGGGCAUCUACUGUACUCUCUUCCCCCAAGAUCUCAAUGCCCAGCAUCGGAAUGGCUGUGGGCACCAGUGAUGCCUCUCUGUCUUCCGUGCACAAAGUCAAAAAGGAAGAUGACAGCAGCCAGUUUUUAAACGCUCAUGUCAACAGACUGCCUGGUCCUCUGGCAGCUCACUCGGUGGCAGUGGCUCAGGCUGCAGCGGUGCAGGCAGCCAUGGCCGCCCAGGUCGCUGCACUUGAGCAGCUGAGGGAGAAGCUAGAGAGCGGUGAGCCACCUGAAAAGAAAAUGGCACUGCCCUUCGAGGAUCAUCAGCGGCUGUUGCAGAGGGCACUGCAGCAGAACCUGCUGGCCAUGAGCACCCAGAUGCCCAUGAACAUUCGCAUCAACAAUCAAGAGAGCAGACAGGAUUCAGCCCUCAACCUCACAAUGAAUGGCCUGAGCAGCAUCAGUAUGUCGGUGGAACUCAAUGGAGUCGUCUACACUGGUGUGCUUUUUGCACAAGCUUCGGGUCUAAACUCUUCUGGAGCAGCUACCAAAACGUCCGGGGAUCGCAGCGAAUCACAACAACUUCCUCAAACACCUACCUCAUCCACCUCCACCAACCCCUCACCGUAAAAACACCUCACCACCGUCUCCGUCUCAAAGCUAGCUAAAGCCAAAAGUCAACCUCAUUUUUUCAGAGCCUAUGCCAAAUAUCAUGCAGGAAUAAUCAAUUCCGUGAUCACUUGAUGCACACUAUCUCAGGUUCUUUUACUUGUACUCUUGUACCUACUCUUUUGUUCAGAAGCCAAAAUGAACACAAACAAAAGAGUUAAUGGGGGGAAAAACCAAACAAGCCUAUAUGAUAUAUGCAAAUGUGUGAAUAAUAUAUUUCUUUAUUGGGUACACAUGAAUAGAAGAGUAGGAAGCAGUAAAGGUAGCACACUGUUAGGCACUGUUUACACACCUGCUGACUG